Molecule: messenger RNA, 10734 nt
Organism: Danaus chrysippus (African queen)
Lineage: Eukaryota; Metazoa; Arthropoda; Insecta; Lepidoptera; Nymphalidae
Source: the annotation of a GenBank genome assembly
AUGGCACCACUUUCGUUGAAGAUAAUUUUGGGGGAAGGCGCAGUUACUCGAACUCUCAAGUUUGAUACGAAAACUACAAUUAAAGAAGCUCAUGUGAUAGUGAAAGACAAGAUCCUGGCUUUAGAACCUAACAGAGAAUACGGUUUCUUCCUUCCGUCAGCUGACAAUGAGUAUUCGGGAGUGUGGUUGGAUGACGGUGGUAAAACUCUGGAGUACUACAUGCUACGAGAGGGUGACUGCCUACAUUACCUCCCCAAGAUAAGAAAUAUGAGACUUCGAAUGUUGGAUGGUGCUGUGAAAACUCUUCAACUCGAUGAAUCCAAGAAGGUCGGAGAUUUGAUGGUCUACAUCUGUGAAAAACUGCGGAUUAGUAACUCAGAAGAAUAUGGACUGUGUCGAGAAGACAAAGAGUCUCUUGAGGAUCCAAAGGGAGCCAAUACAAUGGGGACCUUGACUCUAAGAAAAAAAACCGUGCAGAGAGAAAAGGACGCUAAGCUCGAGCAAUUGAGCAAGAAAUUAAAAACCGAUGACCUCGUGGAGUGGUUGGACCAGCAUAAAACAUUAAGGGAGUUACAAGUAGACCCUCACGAAACAUUGUUGUUUAAACGCAAACUUUUUUACUCUGACCGUAACGUUGACUCUCGAGACCCGGUACAGCUGAAUCUACUUUAUGUUCAAACGAGAGACGGAAUUUUAGAAGGAAAACAGGUCGUCACUGAAUCUAAGGCGCUUGAAUUUGCCGGUUUACAAUGUCAUAUACAGUAUGGUGAUUACGACGAGGACAAACACAAACCAGGUUUUAUUCAAAAUUUAAAGGAAUUUCUACCAGAACAGUACGUGACUUGGGGCGCCGAGAAAAAGGUUAUCAAAGAACACAAAAUGCAUAUCGGACUUCCUGAGAUAGAAGCGAAACAAAUGUACACAAGAAUGGCGCGUGGGUUGCCUACUUACGGAGUCACCUUCUUCCUAGUAAAGGAAAAGCAACUAAAAAAGAAGAAGCUAGUACCCCGUCUUUUAGGAAUAAAUGCAAAUUCUAUUCUACGUCUCGACGAAGAGACGAAAGAAAUCAUCCAAGUUUGGCUUCUGACUCAAGUAAAAAGUUAUAGAGCUGAUUACGAGUCUUUCGCUCUGAAUUUCGGAGAUUACAGUGAAAAAGAAUAUGUGGUCAAGACCAAUGAAGGCUAUCGUAUCAAAGACAUUCUGGAAGGCUAUAUCGACAUUAUAAAGCGAAGUCUUGCUGGUCCUAGAAAAGUUAACUUUAUUGAAGGGGAAGCCAUAUUCGAGGAUAAUGUUGAAAUGUCAAGAGGCACAACAUUUGUGAAUUAUGCAGCAAAGAAAGCAGUUCAACAUUCCCUAGUUGGCCCAAGCCAGAUAAUAUCGGUGGAACAAGGACAACAAUUCAAAGAGGGAACUCAAAUUGUUACGGUGAACGAAUUGAUGAAGACAAACAUAAGCAACAAAAGCCAGCAACCAAUCACAACCCAUAGCUCAAAAGUGGAACCUUCUAAGCACCACAUUUCGAAUGGCAUUGAAAAUAAAAUGAAGACUUUUAACUCCAAAUGUGUGACAAGUGUUGUGUAUCUAUCAGAUCCAACAGAACACAAUAUAAAAGAAGCACGAAAAGUUGUCGCUUUUAUGGAAGCUGCAUUGCCUGAGUUAAAAGAAGGUGUUAACGAAACUGCUGCGAACUCAAGUCCAUUAAAAUCUAAGAUGCUUCUAAAUAAUCUUAACGACCUUUGCUCCUAUUUGGAUAGUUUAUCGUCGGAAACAAAAAAUAAUGAUCUGACAAAUGAAGAAAACCUAACAAAGGCUCUGGAUGCAGCGAAAAAGUUAGCAGAUUUAUCUACGCAGAUGCACCUAUCUUUGGAUCCAAAUACCAAAAGACGGAGCAAAAUUCUUAUGCGUUCUCGCCAUAGUUUCAUACAGGAUGAAAAGACAGAAGCAUCUUUGCGACGCGCUUCUUUCCUGACAGCAACAGACAAUGCUUGGACUACUGUUGAAAAUGCAGCUCACUAUUUAGAUGAGCCGAAUGAAAGUCCUGUCAGUAGUGAGGAAAGCCAAUAUUUGGCGUUAAAGUCUGAAAAAGAUUUGGGCCACCUGCAAGCCACGAUUGCAAUGAUACUGAAUUCUCACGCAGAUCCAGCUAAUACAGAUUACGAAAGCGCUGUUAUAUCUAUGAAUACACUGUCUGAACUGAUACCCGGUUUUGUCAAAGAUGUAAAAGCUCUAACAAAUGAAGAAAAUAGAGAAAACGGAAAAGAUCUGAAGGAAUAUGUGAAACAACUGCUUGAUUGCACUCGAGCUAUGUGUAUGUUGACUGGCUCAGAUAAUGUUAACUUCAUUAAAUUGGCCCAAAAUGUGGGCAACAAGGUACAAUUAUUACUAAUGGGUACCAGUGAACUGACGAAAUUGGAAGCCUCUGAUCCUCGAGCUGCUGAAUUAGACGCCGCAGCCAUCAAAUGCACUGAUGCUACCGAGGGCCUAUUAGCUUGUGCUAGAUUGACAUCGUCGUCCAUCCGUGAACCUCACAGUCAGAGUGCAUUAACAGCUGCGACUGAAAACCUUGCUUCAUCAGCCCAAAGAAUGGCAUUAUUAUGGAAACCUUUGUCUGAAAAGCCUGACCGCAAAUCCUUUGCUAAACAAUUAGCAAACGGUACCUUUGAAUUGGCUAAAGCAUUGGAUAAACUGAAAAAUGCAUAUUCAAACAUUACAGUUCCAGAUGAAGAACCAGAAAUGAAACGGUUGAAAUUCAUUGCCACGGCGAGAUCAGCCGAUAAAGUUAUGAGAAAUUCUAAUAUAGAGCUGCAAAAAUUAAGUGACUUGCCAGUUAUAAUGGUGCCCAAAAGUGAUAAGAAUGACCAUCCAGGAUUACAAAAUAAUUUAUCGCAAAAACUGGCACACCUCAAUGCAGCUGUUGCAGCACUACUGCAGGCCACAGGCAAUCCUGACAACGCUGAUUACGAUAAUGCAGAAGCUGCUAUAGAUAUCAUCAGCAAAUUGACUCCCGAUAUUAUCCAAGAUUCCAGAUCUUUGAAUGGAAAAGUAGAUGAGGCUACCUGGAAGAAAAUAACAGAAUAUCUCAAAGAAAUGCUUGAAGCUACAAGGGAUAUGUGUUCAAAUGCCGAAGAAAUGAACGAAGAUGCUCGAAACAAUGCUGCGUCUAAAUUCGCCAAGGCUUCUGGCCAACUGACUUACAUUUAUAACCCGCGGAAGAAAUAUGAACAAGAAGACCAGAUUCUUGAUUUGGCUAAGUCAGCGGUUGAUCAGAUAAGUCAGAUGCUGACUCAAGUCUAUGAUCUAGUUGAAAAGGUUGAUAGAAGGGACGGAGACUUGCUUGACAACGCUGGUGUUAAAGUUGUUGGACCUGCGCAAAGAAUGCUUAAAGUGGCCGAGUUAACAGCGCCGAAUAUAAAUGAAGCUAGAUGCCAAGAGACACUUCUCUCAGCAAUAGAUCUUGUAUCUAACGAAAUUCAGAAUCUGAAAGAUACUUGUACACCCAUUAUCAAAUCUGAAAUAUAUAAAGAUGCCCAUAAUCAACUCAACAAUAGCAUGCAACUUGUAGAAGAAAAACUUAAUAAGUUACGAGAAGCCUGCACUAGCAGCAAUGGUGACGAAAAUCUAAACAAACAAAACUACGUGUCUUCAAUGGCUGCUGUUGAUAAAGCUUUAACAGAAGCAAGCAAGGAACUUCUUGAUAUAAAUGACUCUAAAGAAUCUAAAAGGCCAACCAGAAACAUUGCUCAGGAAUUACGACCUAAAUUAUCAGAAAGUCUUGCACAACUUAAUGCCGCUAUCGCAGAUCUUUUGCAGUUGACCAGUGCGCCCAAUCAUUUUGAUUAUGAUAAAGCAGAAAGUGCCAUGGAGUUGAUCAAGAAGUCAGUGCCAAAUAUUAUAAAAGAUUCCAAAGAAUUGAAUGGACAAGUUGAUGAUGAUUCAUGGAAUAAUAUUAAAGAAAAUCUUAAGGAACUCCUCGAAGCUACUCAAGACAUAUGUGCUAAUGCCGAAGAAAUUAAUAACGAUAAGUUAAAUGAUGCUGCAACAAGAUUUGCUAAAGCAUCUGGCCAGUUGACUUAUAUUUAUAACCCAAGAAAAAGAUUUACGAAGGAAGACCAGGUCUUGGAUUUGGCUAAGUCAGCGGUUGAUCAGAUAAGUCAGAUGCUGACUCAAGUCUAUGAUCUAGUUGAAAAGGUUGAUAGAAGGGACGGAGACUUGCUUGACAACGCUGGUGUUAAAGUUGUUGGACCUGCGCAAAGAAUGCUUAAAGUGGCCGAGGUUUCUGGUGAAAUCAAAAAUUUAAAGAAUACGUGGACACCGAUACUACAAUCACCUUCAUAUAAACUAUCAAGAAACCAACUUGAUAAUAGCUUAAAGACUAUCGAAAAUAGUUUAAAUUUAUUGAGAAAUGCAUGCACAGUAUCCGAUGAUUUUGAAGACAUGGCCGAAGGCAAAUGCAUCGCUUCAAUAUCAGCUGCUGAAAAUGCUUUAAAAGAAGCUCAUGAAGAGCUUCACCAAAUAACUGCUCUUCAGGAAACGGAAGUACCAAAAGGAGAGAUCAGAUAUGAAGUUCCAAAAUUGCAAAAUGAUUUAUCUAAGAAACUGGCUAAUCUCAACGCAGCAAUCGCAUCUCUAUUGCAAGCUACAGCAGGUUCAAAUAAUCCUGAAUAUGAAAAGGUGGAAGCAGCGAUGGACGUUAUUAAAGAACUUGCUCCGGCUAUUGUAAAAGAUUCCAAACAUUUACAAGGACGAAUGGAUGAACAAACAUGGAAAAACAUAACUGAUAACCUCGUAGAUAUGCUUGAAGCUAUCAAAGAUAUCUGUACCAACACAAAGGAAUCAAAUGAUAAAGAUUUAUAUCGCGCCGCUUCCAAACUAGCAAAUUCGUCUAAUAAAUUACGAUUUAUUUUUAAUCCUCGCAAGAAUUCUCAAGAAGAACAGGUGAAAGAUUUAGCAAAAUCAAUCUUAGAUGAAAGUUCAAGAAUUUUACCAAAAAUGUCAAAAUUAGCAGAUGACGUUGGAGGCGAACAUCGUAAUAAACUUUAUAAAUUAGGAAAUGAACUGGAAGAUUCUGUGCAACGAUUACACAAAAUGGUGGAGCUAACCGUACCAAGUCUUAGCAACUCCCAAAGUCAAGACCUACUAGUAUCUUCAAUGAACGAGAUGUCUCAUAGAAAGAAACAAUUUCUGGACUCCUGGGAACCUUCCUUACAAGAACCCAAUUGUAUGCAAAAUAAAAAAGAACUAGAAGACAGUAUGAAGAUUAUUGAUACAAAUAAACUUAAAUUAGCGAAAUAUAUCAACGAGUUCCUUCAUGAUCAUCCGCAAAAUAAAGAGUCGUGUGAACUUAAAGAAAGUUUAGAAGAAGCGAAAAAGAAUUUAGCAAAAUCAGAGAAGGAAUUACAAAAUAUUAUGUCAGUAACUCCCUCAAAAUCAAAAAUAACUCAUAUCUCAUCCAAGGAGAGUUUGGCACAAAAACUAGCUCAACUAAAUGCCGCUCUUGCGUCGCUGUUAAAUGACUGUAAAGAUUCAGACUCAAAACGAAAAAUACAAGCAGUAAAGAAUUUCUCCGACCGGUUAUCAGAUGUAAUUAAAGAUACAAAACUCAUCGACGGCACUGUUGACCCUCACACACGGUCGGUUAUAUUGGACAAUCUCAAACAAAUUAUUGAUGGCUCAGACGUCAUUUACAAUUGCUUAGAAGAUCCGGAGAAAGUCGAUUCUGCUUCUGCUGCAGUCAUGAAUUCUUUAGCCACACUGAAUUCUGUUUGCAACCAACGAGCUAAUACAAGAAAGGAAGGCCAGAUACAACAUCUAUCAAGAACAGCAGUUGAGCAGAUAUCUUUGUUGCUACCCCAUGUGUAUAAUUUAGUAAAAAGUGUGGGUGGGACUGAGGGCUCGAAUUUAGAUCAAAAAGGUGUUGUGGUUGUGGAUGGAGCGAAACAAUUCCUAAAAACAGCUCAGAUAACAGUAUCUACCAUAGAUAACCCUGAUUGUAAAGAAGUCCUCAUGUCAUCGGUUGAUCAUCUGAAACAACUUCUUAAAAAUUUAAAGGAGACUUGGGAACCAUUAGUUCAUAAUCAGAAUAAUAAUGAUAUCCAACACCAACUAAACCAAAAUUAUAAUGUGGUUAACGGUACUCUUAACAAGAUAAAGGCUACUUGUUUUGAUGAUACAGAAAACUUGGAUAUCCAAGAGAAACUAGAAAAAAUAAAAAUAUGUGAAGUGAAAGAAAUAUUAAAAGAUGCAGAAAAACUUCUGUCUGAGGAAAAGAUUGCACUGGAAGUUGAUAGAAAUGAAAAACCGCUUUUGGACCAAAGAAAGAUGCUGUCUGAAAAAAUUACGUUACUCAAUGAAGCCGUGGCCCGUUUGAUACUAGCUAUGUUAGAUAUAAUGUGCCUUCAAAACAAAUUAGACGAUGAUUCUCGACAAACCAUGUUCGAGGAGGCAAAAUCAUUGUGUAAAACUAACCAGUCGCUUUGUAACAGUAUAGAAAAUAAUAAUUUGGAGGAACUCCUACAAGAAGCUUCAAAGUACGCACAAUCUUCAGGGAAGUUAAUCCACAUAACUAAUCCACACAGCCACCCCAAUAAAGAGAGAAAGAUAAUGGAUUUGAGUCGCAACGCGUGUGAGAGGACGUCCCUCAUGCUCUCUCGUCUGUCACGGCUAGCUGGUGUAUCUCAGGGUACAGAGAGUCUAGAGGACAAGGGACAAAUACUAGAAGCCGCUGGCAUUACAGUCGCUAACGGUGCCCAUGCUCUGCUUACUAAUGCUCAGAUAACAGCUCCAUCAAUCAAUGAGAAAAAUUGUAAGUCCGUUUUAUUAUCGUCUACGGAGAAACUAUCAAGCUUGGCUCAAGAUAUGAAGGAACUUUGGCAGCCUUUGAGUCACAAUACCGAAUCAAAAGAAAUUGUUGCUCAGCUUCAAAGAGAUCUUAAUUUGCUAGACAAAGACUUACUGGAGUUAAAAGAUAUCUGUCAAGAUAAUUCAGAUCAUGAUGAUAUUAAUUUGCAUUACCAAAAUAAUGUUCCCUUAACAAAGGAAUUACAACUGGAAUCGCAAUCAAAUGUCGAGAAUUUCCAAGGCUUUGUACCAAAUGUUAGUAAAACAGUCAGCAGUGAAAAAGACACGAACGAACCACUUGUUGUAGUUGAUACGCCUUUAAGACAGUUGGCCCUGAAGAUACUUGAAUCAACUAAGAUGAAACUUAAGUCAGACAAAUUGAAACAGUCAGAGCACAAGGAAUUGGAAUGUUUUUCCGAGAAUUUAUCAGCUGCUUUGAAUACCUUGGAUUUAUGCUAUGCUAAAUGUGUUAACGAACCUCUUGAUUCCAAAAAGCAUCAAGAUUUAGAACUUGCUAUUAUGGACCUACAACAAAUAUGCUUACUCUCAAGAAGGGGGAAUUCAUCAAACAAAAUUGUUGAUUUGACGGAUUACGUUAACGAUGUUAUGUCAGCAGCAAACGCUGUUUUGGAAGUUGCUGACAAUCUUCACCUCACAUCUGAUAAAGGAAACGAAUCUUUGAAGACAUUGAAAGGACAUUGUAAUAAAAUACAAGAAAAUGAACGAGAGCUACAGAACUCUGAAUCGAUUGAAGCUCAAGGCGGUAUUAUUGACAAUAUGAUUCUGGUUGAUCAAUUCGCAAAGAACUGCGAUGAACAAAUACAAAAAAUGGCAAAAAUUAUUCCUAACAUAGACUCAGAAUCUGCAAGAAAUAUUCUAAAGGAAAAAAUUGAUAAUUUAACAGAAAGCUGUGACCUAUUAAAGUUUGCAGCCAAAAGCAGUAUAUCCAGUGCCGCAAGUGUGGAAUUUGAGGACAAUAUUCAAAACCUUGAAAACGUUGGAAGUAACAUUGAAAACAUAUUGGAGAUGAACGAAGGAUUGCAAAAAUCAGAUAAUCCCUCAAAACAAGAUGUGCAAGUCGCCCAAAUGAAGCUGACUGCGGCGAUCCUGUCAGGAAAUGAGAAUCAUCUGCCAAAGGAGCUGACCCGAUAUGCAGUUGCCAUCCAAAGCAAUGAUGGGAAAAACAGAAGACUAAAAGAACACCUGCAAAAAUUAUUGGAUCUCCUUAAAUUACAAACUAUCUCAAGAAGUCAUCAUAUAGCAACGUGGCAAGAUGAGGACGAUAAUAAUACCAUAAACGAGAAAAUUUUAGAGGAACUUGAAUCCUAUUUACGUGAUGUUGAAAGCCCACAUAAACAAGGAAAUAUUUUGAAAUCUAGUUUAAUGUCCAACAAUGAUCUUAGAAGACUAUUAAUAUCGAAUACACCACCAGCGGUAGGAGAUAAAGAAGGCCUAAAGCAUAAGUUAAACAAACAAGUAGACAAAAUGGGCUCAAUAACAGAAACAAUUAUGAAAUGUUUCCAAAAACCUGACAUGCUCUCUAAAAGUCUUCAUAUGGCUUUGGAAGCUACGGAAAAUAUAACUUCUCUGUCAAAAGGACUAAAAGGAAAGGACUUACUGCAAAGUAAAAAAAUUGAUGAAGCUUGUCAAGAAGUCAAUAUGGCUACAUACGAUCUUAUAAAGACUUCAAAAUCAUUAUGUCAGUCCCAAGUUCCUGGUUCAAAACGAAAGCUGCUAGAGGCAUGUAAAAAUUUAAAUGACGCGUUGAACAAAUUGGCUCGAAUCUCAUGUGCCGACUUAGACGUCUGUACAGAACUACAGCGUGACCUGAAGCUAGUAACACAACUUGUAGAACACGAGGCUCCUCCAAUAUCAGCAUCACUCACUGAUUGCGCGGAGCAACUACAGAGUCAGUUAGAAGUUAUGAACAUACUACGUUCUUCCGAUGACAUGGCUAAAAACUAUCGUAAUCAACUACGUCACGUAACCUCCGCAGUCUGUAACAGUGCUGAAUUCGGAACGCAAUCUGCUUUCUUGCUGUCCUUGUCUGACGAAGACAAAACCGUGGCGCGGCUUGGUGUUGUUGAUGAUUAUAAAAUAAGUAAAUCUUCGGAAGCUAUUCAAGAAACAUGUCUUCAAAUAAUUUGUUCAAGAAACUCAGAACAGGCGAAGGAGUUAGGAAAUGGUCUUAAUAAACAAAUUAAUCAAUUACAAGAAUUGGUAGAUGAUACAACUGCCAAGGUGAAUGACGAAUAUAGAAAAGAAAUAGUAACAAACAAUGAAGAAGUCCAUGAAACUUUAAAGAAACUUCAAGAUACAUUAAAUUCCACCAAUUUUAAGGAGAAAGAAAUAACGGCACAUUCUUUUAAAUUAAUGGAUGCCAUUAGAAAACUAAACAGUCAGAUUGAAAGAAUUCCCCGACCCAAAGUUGAUGAAAGCUUCAAGAAGAAAGAGAUAACAAGAGAAGUCAAAGAAAAUGUCAGGAAAUUGAUAAACAAUGCAUCGACGAUGGUCAAAAAGGCAAGUUGCAGUGCUGAAGAUAACAUUACUUGGGCAAAUAUCGGUGGCAAUGAAGUCAUUCACGCUCUCGAAGCAUUAAUAUCGUGUAUUAAAAAAAGAGGAGUUGAAGCUGGUCUAAUUGAAUCAGAGGAACAAGAGAUACCCUCAAAGAGUUAUGUUCAAACACAAGUUGAUUUAGCUAAUACGUGGCUAAGAAAACCAGCGUCCAAAGACGACAAAGUUGCUGGCGUAGAAGCUGCAGAAUCUUUAUUGGAAUUAGCUGAUAAGAUGUGCGAAGAUCUUAGCGGCGGUGAGAAAGAGGAACUGAAACAUUUGAUUACUGACACCAAACAGCUUCUUAAAGAAUGCUCUAACAACUACAAUAGCGAUAAAGCAAGCCAGCUCCGCGAGCGUCUCCAAGAUAUUCGUAAGUUGUGUGAGCGUGGGGCCGUCACACGAGUGGUGGAAACCUUCCUCGUGGAGCCACAGAAUGACCUGGAUCAAGUUACACAGGAACCAGAUGAAAACAAGAGGAAGUUCCUUCUUGAGAGAAAAAUAGCGGAGCUGCUGACACAUUUAGCUAGUGUCUCCAAGACAGCGCGUUUUGUAGCUGACACUGGAUUGGCCCCACGACAAAUACUUAUCAACAAAACUGACCAGGCUGAACUCUUGGCACCUGCGCUAGUAAAAGCUGCAGAAAAGAGAAUCCAGCAUCCAGAUGAUCAGGCUGCCAUAGCACACUAUCAGGAACUGCUGGCAAAUUACGCGGAAUCUUUGACAAAGAUUCGCGAACUCUGCGACCGCUCCGUAGACCCUAUAGACUUCUCGCGCGCAGCUGGAGAAACAAUGCACCGCAUUACAGAGGAGAACAUCAAGGAUCCUCAGAGAAGUGUUUACACUUCCACUGUUAUAAGGAAGUUAGGUGAGCGUGUCGUUGAAGCUGGCAUGCAGGCGUCUCUUGUGAAGAAAGACGUGGAACUUCAACGUACACUCGCUAGUAUCAAAGAGUCUCUGGACCGAACUGCUUUGGAACAACAGACCAAUUGGAAACAAGUGGCCACUGAAGUUCUGAAAAAAACUGGUGAGGUGGAGUCAGUACUGGGUGGAGAAAACAUAUUCCAGAAGGAACCAGAAACAGCUCAACCGAUUUAUACUGCAGCCCUUCAGCUCCACGCGGCUGUCCGUGGUUGGAGCGCGCGACAAAACGACGUCGUAGAUGGCGCCAAAUUACUAGCGGUGCUUAUGGCGAGACUCUCACACUACAUGGACACCGAUAACACGAAAGAGCUCAUCAUAACAUCAAAGUCGAUCGUUGAGAAGUCUCGUGAGAUCGUCACUAUAGCCAGAAAGUUAGCGUUGGAGUGUACAGAUAUGAGAAUACGAACGGUAAUUAUAUAA